Alternaria triticimaculans is the source of this 708-nucleotide messenger RNA. RefSeq lists its product as uncharacterized. The transcript has a single exon. The record is from RefSeq and is a predicted model, not a curated record. Bases 1 to 708 code for a protein of 235 amino acids. NCBI's taxonomy places the organism in Eukaryota, Fungi, Ascomycota, Dothideomycetes, Pleosporales, Pleosporaceae.
AUGGUGUCGCCUUUUAGCAUGGACAAUCCAGACCUCACUGAGUGUGACAUGCGUUGGGUCGGUCGGCAUGUCCGUAACAUGAACGUCGUGAACGGUACCUUCUACCCUGGAAUCAUACAAGACUAUGAACUUUACGGCAUCGCCAAUCCAUUCAACCCGGACUAUUGGGUCUCAUUCAACGUCUCGAACGAGACUACAACAUUCUCCGGUAACACGACUUUCAGCGUUGGUCCAGUCGACAACGAGGGAAUGAUGACGUUUCUCUCCGGUAUAUUUUCCUCUACAAUCAAGGACGCGUACGGUCUUGCCUUGCAAAACUCUACAAAUCUCACACAGACUGUGCAAGCUAUUAGCACUUCAAUGACGUACGCCUUCGGCCAGGGGCCUAGCAGUAUCAACCUCCCUGGUAGAACAAUCACGACGGAGCAAUACAUAAAAGUCCACUGGGCCUGGAUAAGCGUACCAGUUGUUGAAGUCAUCAUGGGCAUUGCGUUCUUCGUAGCUACGCUCGUACAUACAUGGAGGAGGGGCGUAGUGGCCUGGAAGAGUUCUGCCAUCGUACCGUUGUUCACGCACAUGGAAGGAUGGCAUCCCGAAGAAAGUCGAAUGGGCAGCGCAAGAGAGGUAGAGAAGAGGGCUAGGGAGAUGAGAGGACUGCUAGAGAAGGAUGAAGACGGUGGUCAGAGAUUUAGACGCAUGGAUGCAUGA